CGAUGGACCGGUAGUUGGAAUCUGUUUACUGUGAUGCUGGUACUGGCACAUGAAGUGAGCGGACAGCGUAUCAAGGACGACAUGUACACACAGGUGACGGGUGCGCACUGCUUUCGUCGCCUGAAUGGAACACACGUAACGGGAUGCAGUUCCAAAAACGGUGGCUCUGUUGGAGUGCUGCAUCUGAUCGAAGGCCCUGAGGAUAUUGAUUUCCUCGUCAACAGCCAUCCGUCCCCGCCGUAUGCAGCGAUUAUUUCACCGGCGCUAUACACGCGCGAAAACAUCCUUCGGUUACGUGACCAGGCCGGACAGUAUAUUUCGGUGCUUGUGCUCAUUAACAACGUGACCGGGAUGGAUCAUUUUAGUCAAGAGUCACCGUGCCCCAACGAAUUCAGCAGUCUUCUUGUUGGACAACCCGGUGAAAAUGAUGAACGAUGUAGCGCAGCUCGACCCGAGCAAAGUUGGAAUCCAUGGGGCAGCGGAUUGCUUCAGGAAGACUUUCCCUUUCCCGUUUACUACGUUUAUGAAGCGGAGGAGAUAGACAAAUUGCGGGAUUGUUACUUCAAAUUCAACGCGCAUGAUCUCGAGAGGCAGCGUGAACGCAGUUUAUGUAGCAUUGAAGUGAAAUCGUUCAUGUCGGCAGCAGUUAGUAGUGCCAACUGUAUCCGACGAUCGAAUUUUUACAACUCAUUUAUCCCAGCGACGAAAUACUGUGAUCCACUGCAGGGCAAAAACGUGUAUGCUACACUGUUCCCUCGCCCCACACAGAGUACCACGGAGGAGGGAUGGAGAGAGCGCGAUGCCAACGAACGGAUCGUACUGGUGUCGACCCGCACAGACACUACGACCAUGUUUGACGGGAGGGGCCAAGGAGCGAUGGAUUCGGUGCUUCCGUUCACUGUGCUCAUAUCCGUGGCACACUUUUUAGCCAAAGUGCUACCAAGCAGUGCCCGCAACGUGUUGUUCGUGUUCUUCAACGGAGAAUCAUAUGAUUAUAUCGGUUCGCAACGCUUUGUGUAUGACCUGCAGACGGGUGCGUUCCCGACGCGCCUGACCCAAACGAAAUCGAUUUCAAUGGACAACAUCGAGCUGAUGAUAGAUAUCGGUACAUUGGAUGAUCUCACCAACUUGGAGAUUUACCAAGCAACCCCACAGCCGAUGGGUCUCAAAAUGUCUGCGUUGUUUGAUAAAAUCAAUCAGAAUUGCUCAUUCGGCAUCAAGACGGGUCACCCGCUACAAACCACCAACCUGCCGCCAGUGUCGGCACAGUCGUUUCUUCGCGAGAAUGCUAGCUUUCCGGCCAUCAUUAUAACAUCUCCACCUGGCAACCGAUACUAUCACUCAGUGUACGAUGGUGCGCAUAACUUACGUUAUCGCUACGGAAACCACUCGAAACGUGUCGACUUUACGCAGCUUGAAGACUUAGGGUCCAAUCUAUUCGGUCCGAAUUCGCUGCAGAUGGAAAUUCGCAACGUCUCAUCACUGAUCGCGAUGAGCAUCUACGAGCUGCUCGAAGCCCACAAGUACGAACCCCGUUAUGGCACGAACAGUGUGCUGAUCGACGAGUUCCUACACUGUUUCCUCGAGACAUCCGAUUGCCCGCUGUUCCGGGCAACUCUGCGACCGGAAACAUCGAUCGCACGGCUCACGGCACCACCCUCGCGGUACAUCAGCGUACACAACAGUAUCACAGCCGAUAUGACGAUCUGGACGUAUCAGGUGCUUGGUUUGCUUGUCGGCCAGCGGCUUGAAAAUGUCACCAAAGAUGAAUGUCUAGAUCGACACCUACCCUACCAAUGGAUGGCCGGUUACAGCGGGACGGGCGAAUGUCACUACAGUACACAAAACACUAGCCUAGCGCUGUCGCCCGCGUUCCUGAAUGAAACGUACGACUGGACGUCGUACCGUUACUCGACGUGGACCGAGUCAACCUGGUCCGAAAUGUCGGCCCGCAUCUUUCUGCGUCCCUCCCCCGCCCACGAAACUCUGACGCUUUCGAUCGGGUUCGUGGUAAUGGUGAUCUCCUUCGUGCUGGUGUUUUUGAUCAACAGCCGAUCGGAUGUGCUAUUCAACCAGGGGUCAACUUCGACGAUACCAAUCGCCGCGCAACCGACACAAUGUUGAACACAUCAAUCCCAAUCCCUCCAUGGUUCGCCGGUAUUUCCGUAUCAGGGGUGUUAACAAUCAUCUUUCCAUCUCAUGUGCACAUCAUGUCAACGUUUCGCUGUUCGAUG
Messenger RNA from Anopheles cruzii, 2234 nucleotides. It is a transcript of the gene Nct, whose product is annotated as nicastrin. The record is from RefSeq and is a predicted model, not a curated record. The transcript has 4 exons. Gene Ontology annotation, biological process: Notch receptor processing; protein processing. Lineage: Eukaryota; Metazoa; Arthropoda; Insecta; Diptera; Culicidae. Gene Ontology annotation, cellular component: membrane. Bases 34 to 2124 code for a protein of 696 amino acids.